Oryzias melastigma (Indian medaka) is the source of this 2633-nucleotide messenger RNA. RefSeq lists its product as uncharacterized. NCBI's taxonomy places the organism in Eukaryota, Metazoa, Chordata, Actinopteri, Beloniformes, Adrianichthyidae. The transcript is spliced from 5 exons. The record is from RefSeq and is a predicted model, not a curated record. The coding region runs from base 511 to 2244 and encodes 577 amino acids.
AUAUCUUGAAGGAAAAUCAAUUAAAACACUUCAAAAAGACAAGUUCUUAUUCAAGAAAACCUUUUUUUUGUCAGUUGUAACGUUUUUACUUUAUCUGACAUUCCUUUCUCUUUUUCCAUGUCAAGUCCCACUGGUAAAAUCACUCCCGCUCAAGUUCAACAUCUCGCCUAUAAUUGCUCCUCCAGAGUUCACUGUGUGUGUGACACGCCGCUGAUACCUCACCACUGUCCUUGCUAGUUUCUCAAAGGCAUUCGACACUGAAGUGCUACUUUACGUAAAGACACCUGGUGGAGAGAAGACAACAUUUAGCAUUCCCCUUCUUUAUCUUUGGCCCUCCAUCAUUUCAUCUGUUAACAUGACCCUCCCUUCGACGGGCUGGCUCGACUGUUCGGUCAUCGAUCCGGAGCGCUCGCUUCAUGUUUGCAGUGGCGUUCACACUUCCAGAAGACGUCUGAGGAGGACUGUUGGAGGCAGUAGGGAAAUUGAUGAAGCAUUUUUUUUUCCAUCAACAUGAGAUAUUGCAAUUUGAAAGGAUUCCUGGUGGUUUUGAUAAUACAGUCCUCCACAAGUGAAGAUGUGUCUAUCCCCACCCAGUCUCCCACUGAGGUCACCCAUCAGAGCUUACCACAAGCACCCAAGCUGCCUGCUGCGGAGACGGGGCCAGUGAUAUCCCCUCCGAGCUUAAAGGAUGUGCAGCAGGCUGUGCAGAAAGCCUCGGAGCAGGUGGAGGGUCGUGGGGCGGAGGAAGUGCUGAAGGAGUUGCUGGAGAAAGUGGUGGAGGCGGCUUUCGGCCAAGCGGGAGAGGAGGCCGGAGACUUUGGGGAAGUGGAUAAGGAGGACAAGGCGCGGGUUCAGAUGGGAAAGACGGAAGCUGAUGAAGAAGUGGAAAUGUUGACAACUGAAGGGGGACGUUUGGGGUUUGAUGGGAAGAUGGAGAUAGAAACAGCUGCUCCAUUUGAAGAUGUUGGUGGGAAUGAAGAAGAUGAUAGACCAAGGACGGAGUCCAUUGAAUCUGUGGGGAAUAAAGUCAAACAAGAAGAUAGUUUGAAUGCCACCAAGGAAUUACCAGCUAAUAGACUUCAUCAAGAGGAUAAAGAUGAAAAUUUAGAGGAAUCUAAAGUACAAGUGAAGGACAACCGAGACCACGUUGUUUUAAUAGAAGAAAGGAAUGCAACUGAAAGAAAAAUGCAAGACUCAAACAAGACUUCAGUCGUGUCUGUGGAAGUCUUGAAAGAAUCAGAACAGAACGAAACUGGUGGAGACUCUGAACUUACUCUGAUAGAAAAAAAUGAGGAACAGUCAGAGUUUGAUCGAGAGAAAAAGAGAGAAACUCAAAUGAAGGAGGUCAAAGGGACGACGAUUGAACAGUCUUCAAAUAAUUCAGAGAUAAAUGCAGAAGAAACGAUGCGAAAGGAUCCUCGAGAAACUGAUGGAUAUGGCUAUUUGUUGGAGGAAAGAACUAGAGACGGUGCACACUUCACGGAAGCAACAGGAACCGAAACCAAAGAAGAAACUGUCACACUGAUGGAUGAGGGCAACGACAAAAAAGUGGGCAAACAUGAACAAAUGAUUGUGGAGGACUCAAAUGGCAGUGAAAAAGAGAACCAAGAGAUCCUGGAACUCUCCGGCCCCCAGCCUGCAGACGGAGCGGACGUUUUCAUUGGACAGAACCCCGACAACCAGCCUCCUACCCUAAAUCCAUCUCUUUACGGAGUGAAAGGAGAAGAGAGUGCCUGGUGUAAUGAAAAAUACCAGCCAGGCAACAAAAUCAUCAUUCCCACUCAUAACCUUUUGCCGCAUGACCUUGACAUGGCCCAACCUACGCUGGAGAACUCUGAGAAUGAUGUUCUGGCUGAACACCCUCUGGCAGAGAAUGAGCCUUUUGGAAAGGCCGGUGAGCUGAAGGUGGAAGGUGGAAAGUGGAAUGAGGUGGAGGAAAAACCUGGAUCUAGAGAGACAAAUGAGCAAGGCCUGAGGGCAUGGAAAAUUGGAGCUACGUCUGCAGCCGUUUUUCUGAUUGUGGAGACUGCUGUUAUCAUUAUCUAUAUCCUCAAAUGUCAAAAGAAAAAAGGCACCCCAGGCCUGCAGCGGGCAUGUGAGGAGGGCUGCGCUGACCCUGAGGCGGCUGCAGGAGGCCUCUGCGGUGACGACACGUUACCCGCAGGAAACGGAGAGCCCAAAAAGUACGGCUGUGUGAAGAAAAUAUGCACGAACACGGAGGCGACAGACGACAAUGAAGGAUAAAAGAUUGAUUUAUCCCACUUGGCUCCCAGGUGUGCCAGUAAUCUCAUGAUUACUGUAGUUUGGGGUUUAAAAUAGAAUCAUGAAUUAGUCAAAAAUACUCAAUUAGAUCUUGUUUUGACUAUAAAUGAGCAAGAAACGAUUUGAUGUCUAAGUAAUUAUCUGUAAUCACAGCAUGUCAUGACUGAUUGCUUUUAUUUUGUUGAGUGUCUCUGAUGUUUUUCACUUUGAGACAGUUUUUUUUUUUUGGUCAUUAUCACAGUUUUGGUCUCUCCUAACAAUCGAGAAGCAUCUAACUAUACAAACCCUCAGCUGACCAGAUCAUCGCGAGCUGACCUGAAACGAUUAGUUCACAGAAGAUACCGGUCGUGCUUCUCAGCUGAUUCCCUCCC